AAACUCGUCCGUUAAACGCACCUUCUUUCGUAGACGUAGAAUAUAUAGACUGCGCGGUUGGCUGAAAAGAUGUCUUCAUUUUUUGAGUCUUCAAGUCUUUAAAAAGUCAAGUCAAAAAAUGAGAAUUGCUGUGGUGGGUUGUGCUCAUGGCGAGUUAGAAAUUAUUUACGAGACUAUAGAAGAAAUAAGAAAUAACUAUGAGAUAAAUAUAGAUCUGCUUAUCUGCUGUGGCGAUUUUCAAGCUACGAGAAACUUAACCGAUCUAGAAUGUAUGGCUGUACCAGACAAAUACAAGGAUAUGUGUACAUUUUAUAAGUAUUAUUCAGGUGAAAAGAAAGCUCCUAUAUUAACUAUUUUUAUUGGAGGCAAUCAUGAAGCAUCAAAUUAUCUUCAAGAACUGCCAUAUGGAGGAUGGGUUGCUCCUAAUAUUUAUUAUCUUGGAUAUGCAGGUGUAGUGCAUGUAGCUGGAAUCAGAAUUGCGGGACUUUCAGGCAUUUAUAAAGCUCAGCAUUAUAUACAAGGACGUUAUGAAAAGCCCCCAUAUACCAGCACAACAAUAAGAAGUGUAUAUCAUAUUAGAAAUCUAGAAGUUUAUAGGUUAAAACAGCUAUCUGGUAAAAUUGAUAUUUUUUUAUCGCAUGACUGGCCUGCAGGAAUAACAAAAUAUGGAAAUGAAGAUACACUGCUCAAACAAAAGCCAUUUUUUAAAAAUGAUAUAGAAAACAACAUACUCGGCAGUGAACCAUGCAUGGAUUUAUUGCAACUUCACUAUCCAGUUUAUUGGUUCUCUGCACAUAUGCAUUGUAAAUUUGCAGCGAUUAUUUCUGAGAACAAGCAAGGUGGAGCACGAGUAACAAAAUUCCUUGCACUGGAUAAGUGUCUGCCAAAACGAAAGUUUCUUCAAGUGCUUCCAGAGAUACCCUUCGAAGGUCAGAUAGAACUGAGCUACGACUUGGAAUGGUUGACGAUACUAUAUUUGACAAAUCAUUUGUUGAGUGUCAAAGGUUAUAAUCACUACAUGCCUGGACAGUAUAGCAGCGAUAGGUUGAAAUACACACCCACUCAGGAGGAGAAACAGACAGUAUAUGAAAGAUUUAACUCUGAUUUGCGAAUUCCUCUUAACUUUACACAAACUGUCAAACCGUAUGAUCCGUGUGACAUAAAUACUCAAGUCGAACAUCCGCAAUUACUGAUAAACAAACAGACAACUCAAUUUUGUCAAAAGUUGGGCAUUGAUGAUCCGUUCGUAUUACUGCAAAUAAUAGCAGGUUCCACGAAGGACGACAAAUUGAAUGAAUCAGUAGAAAGUGACUACAAGUUUGAAUCUAUAGAAACCUCAUUCAACGAAGAAACUUCGAUAAAAUCAUCGCCCAAGAAUACCGACGAAUAUCAAGAUUUAAGUUAUACGGACAUCAGCAAAAGCACUUUAGAGAAUAGCGUUAUUAAUUCGACCACGGAUUCAUCUUGGAUAGAGGACACUCAGGGAGAAUACUCUGAACCACCAACCGAGCCAAAUUAUAAAAAAUUCAAGCGAAGAAAUUAUUCCAUAUAUUCUAAUACGUUAUAACUCGGCUAGUCUUUUAUUAUUAAUUAAAUAUAUUUAAUAUUGUCUUUUUUCUGCCACUCUUGUAGAAAUGUGUGAAUUGUAGAUAGAAAAUUUUUUUUACAUAAAAAUAAUAUACAAAUGUAGCAAUAUAGAAAAACAAUAAAACUGAAACAGGAAUCUAUAUCUUGUACAAGGCUGUUUUAUUGGCUCUGCUUUUAAUCAAAUGGCCCGUACGUCUUGCGACGAACUUAAGACAAUUUUAAAUAAUUUGUGUUUUCGGCCGGUAUAAGUUGAAUCGAUUUGCCCAAUAAUGUCAUUAAACGAUCUAGGAGCGAUUCAAUUCGUAUCGAUUGAAAAUACUAUAAAACUACUAAAUAUUAGUACAAAUGUUAUACAAAUGUUUUCUACAAAGUUUAAUCCUGAGGCAUAGAAAAAGAACUGUAAUGAAAGAAAUGUAAUGUUCUCUUAUGUAUAAAUCUUUUCAGAUACACUAAAAAAAUAA
This is a messenger RNA of Pseudomyrmex gracilis, 2048 nucleotides long. It is a transcript of the gene ldbr, whose product is annotated as lariat debranching enzyme. Bases 119 to 1567 code for a protein of 482 amino acids. Gene Ontology annotation, cellular component: nucleus. Gene Ontology annotation, molecular function: RNA lariat debranching enzyme activity. NCBI's taxonomy places the organism in Eukaryota, Metazoa, Arthropoda, Insecta, Hymenoptera, Formicidae. Gene Ontology annotation, biological process: mRNA splicing, via spliceosome. The transcript has 5 exons. The record is from RefSeq and is a predicted model, not a curated record.